Aspergillus calidoustus is the source of this 1896-nucleotide messenger RNA. The record is from the annotation of a GenBank genome assembly. Lineage: Eukaryota; Fungi; Ascomycota; Eurotiomycetes; Eurotiales; Aspergillaceae.
AUGGGCAUUCGUCAGACACCCGAUCCUCCGGUGACCAGCGGAAUGGGCUCGCAUUCAAAGUCGAUCACCUCCGAUAAACCUCCCACCUCCCAUCCUCCCAGCCUCCUCCCCUCGGCGCCUGCAUCUCCGCCGACCCCAGCUCCUAGCCCUACUCCCCAUCAGCGACCGACAACCUGGCGGUGGUCUGGUGAAGAUGAGGAUGAGCUGCUGUUGAACGCUAGGAUACGGUUUGAGUCGCUGUCAGGACCUAAGAGGCAGCAGUUUCUUGAAGCGAUCCUCAGUCAAUGCAAUAGUCAGCAGCUCAGCUUUGUUUCGAGCUAUGUCACACCGCGUCUGAGAAAGGACCCCUUUACAGAGUUCCCUACCGAAAUCUCGCUAAGGGUCCUUUCUUUCGUCGAUGACCCGAAAACGUUGGCGAGAGCGUCGCAAGUAUCCAGGCGGUGGCACGAGCUGUUAAAUGACGAUAUAACUUGGAAGAACCUCUGUGACAAACAUGCCUACGCCCAUCGGCAACCUCCAGACGAAGAUCAGGACUUUAUCGAGCCCAUCCACAAUCACCGUACACACACUUUGGCCGGGUUACAACGGAGAUUUAGCGCCACAGCUCAGUCUCGCGAUGGCUUUGCGGACUUUUCACGGUCAUUGUCCGGGGACUGGAGCUCUUCCUCGACUCUCCAGGCAAAGAAGCGACGAACUCGUUUUCUCUCUUAUAAGUAUCAUUUCAAGCAAAAGUACAUGAUAGAGUCUGCGUGGAUCAAGGGUGGCAGAUGUGCCCAGCGACAUAUCUCCCCGGAUCAGGGCGUAGUAACCAGUUUACAUUUGACCCCGAAAUACAUUGUGGCGUCACUGGACAACGCGAAGAUCCACGUGUAUGACACCAACGGGGAAAAUCAGAAAACCCUCCAAGGACAUGUGAUGGGGGUAUGGGCUAUGGUACCCUGGGAUGACAUUCUUGUUAGCGGUGGGUGCGAUCGAGAAGUGAGAGUAUGGAACAUGGCUACUGGAGAGUGCGUAUAUUUAUUACGUGGCCAUACGUCGACCGUGCGUUGCUUGAAGAUGUCAGAUAAAGAUACAGCUAUCUCAGGGUCCAGGGAUACUACGCUUCGGGUUUGGGAUCUAAAGACCGGUACAUGCCGUUCUGUUUUGGUCGGUCACCAGGCCAGUGUCAGAUGCCUCGCUGUCCACGGGGAUACCGUCGUCUCGGGAAGCUACGAUACUACUGCUCGUAUCUGGAGUAUAUCAGAAGGCCGGUUUAUACGUGCCUUGUCAGGACAUUUCAGUCAGAUCUACGCGAUAGCCUUUGAUGGCAACCGAAUCGCCACUGGCAGUCUCGACACCAGCGUCCGGAUAUGGGAUCCAAACACUGGUCAGUGUCAUGCUAUUCUCCAGGGGCAUACCUCGCUAGUUGGGCAACUGCAGAUGAGUGGUGAUACCCUUGUCACUGGUGGUUCGGAUGGGUCUGUUCGUGUCUGGUCAUUGAACAACAUGGGCCCUAUACACCGCCUAGCGGCUCACGAUAACAGCGUGACUAGCCUCCAGUUUGACAACAGCCGAAUCGUCAGUGGUGGCAGUGAUGGUCGCGUCAAAGUGUGGAGUCUUCAGACAGGGCAGCUCCUGCGAGAAUUGUCGACUCCUUCAGAUACGGUCUGGAGAGUCACGUUCGAGGAGGAAAAGGCAGUGAUCAUGGCUAGCAGGAAUGGUCGGACGGUUAUGGAGGUUUGGAGCUUCUCGCCGCCACAAGAAGAGUUUGAACAAGAUGCCAUGGCAUUUGGAGUAUCGUCUAGCAUUUCGGAGCCUCCCCCAGUUACAGAAAACGACCUACCGCGACGACUGCUGUCCCCAACCGUCUCACAGACGCCCGACGUUGACCAGCCCAUGGUGGAUGCCCCGUUAUAG